UUAGGAGGUCCCGGGAAAGGAGUCGGAACCCGCUUAAGCUCAACUUAAAUCUGCCUCCUGGGAGCCGACCGGGUUUCUACAAGUUGGCAGGCCCCAACCCGAAGUCCAGGCGGCCUUAUGGUGUGCGUUGAGUAAUCUCUCAACUUGACUGUCACAGUUACAGGGGCAAUACCGGGAGCAAGGACACUGCCGGCCGCCCAUCAGGCGCCGGCUUCUCGCCGCGGCGGGGAUGACGUGGCAGAGCGGCCUUGGGCGGCCGCUUUGCUUUCCUUUCUUCCGCUCGUCCGGCUAGAGGCGCGGAAGGCGCAGGGGCUGCUGGGAACACCCAGGCGCCCGCCUCGGCAGGGAGUACGCCUCCAACGUCCGCGGCCGCGGGGGCUGUCGGGUGUCGGCGGCGCUUUGCGGCCGGUCGUACGGGUUGGGCGCGGGCUGGCGCCGUGGCCGUGGAGCGCACAGGUGAUUGACUGGUCGGCUGGCUGAGGGAAGCGCUCGAUCGUCUUGGCUUGGCAGGUGCCGGAGCCCGUUUGGGCGGGGACGGAGGCGGUGGCGGCGCCAGUGGCCGCUCGGCUCGACUAGCACCCUUUCGUCCAAGGCCAUGGCUCCGCGGCUGCAGCUGGAGAAGGCGGCCUGGCGCUGGGCGGAGACGGUGCGGCCCGAGGAGGUGUCGCAGGAGCACAUCGAGACCGCCUACCGCAUCUGGCUGGAACCGUGCAUCCGAGGCGUGUGCAGACGGAAUUGCAAAGGAAAUCCGAAUUGCUUGGUUGGGAUUGGUGAGCACAUAUGGUUAGGAGAAAUAGAUGAAAAUAGUUUUCAUAACAUUGAUGAUCCCAACUGUGAGAGGAGGAAAAAGAACUCGUUUGUAGGCCUGACUAACCUGGGAGCCACUUGUUACGUCAACACAUUCCUCCAGGUGUGGUUUCUCAAUUUGGAGCUUCGGCGGGCACUGUACCUGUGCCCCAGCACCUGUGGAGACUGCCCAGUGGGAGAUGGGGUCCACAGAGAAAAAGAUUACGAGCCUCAGACAAUCUGUGAACAUCUGCAGUACUUGUUUGCUUUAUUGCAAAACAGUAAUAGACGAUACAUCGAUCCCUCGGGUUUUGUUAAAGCCUUGGGCUUGGACACUGGGCAGCAACAGGAUGCCCAAGAAUUUUCAAAGCUCUUCAUGUCUCUGUUGGAAGAUACUUUGUCGAAACAAAAAAAUCCAGAUGUGAGGAACAUUGUGCAGCAGCAGUUCUGUGGGGAAUACGCUUAUGUGACUGUCUGCAAUCAGUGUGGCCGAGAGUCUAAGCUGUUAUCGAAGUUCUAUGAACUGGAGUUAAACAUCCAAGGCCACAAGCAGUUAACAGACUGCAUCUCGGAAUUCCUGAAGGAAGAAAAAUUAGAAGGAGACAAUCGAUACUUCUGUGAAAACUGUCAAAGCAAGCAGAAUGCUACGAGAAAGAUCCGACUGCUGAGUCUUCCUUGUACUCUGAACCUGCAGCUGAUGCGUUUUGUGUUUGACAGGCAAACUGGACAUAAGAAGAAGCUCAACACCUACAUUGGCUUCUCAGAAAGUUUGGACAUGGAGCCAUACGUGGAGCACAAAGGUGGGUCCUUCGUGUAUGAACUCAGCGCAGUCCUCAUACACAGAGGAGUGAGUGCUUAUUCUGGCCACUACAUCGCCCACGUGAAAGAUCCGCAGUCUGGAGAGUGGUACAAGUUUAAUGAUGAAGAGAUAGAGAAGAUGGAGGGGAAGAAAUUACAGCUAGGGAUUGAGGAAGAUCUAGCAGAGCCUUCUAAGUCCCAGACACGUAAACCCAAGUGUGGCAAAGGAACUCACUGCUCUCGAAAUGCAUAUAUGUUGGUUUAUAGAUUGCAAACCCACGAAAAGACCAACACAACGGUUCAAGUUCCAGCCUUUCUUCAAGAGCUGGUAGACCGAGAUAAUUCCAAAUUUGAGGAGUGGUGUGUUGAAAUGGCUGAGAUGCGGAAGCAAAGUGUGGAUAAAGGGAAAGCAAAGCACGAGGAGGUGAAGGAGCUGUACCAAAGGUUACCUGCUGGAGCUGAGCCCUAUGAGUUUGUUUCUCUUGAAUGGCUGCAAAAGUGGUUGGAUGAGUCGACACCCACCAAGCCCAUUGAUAAUCAUGCUUGCCUGUGUUCCCACGACAAGCUUCAUCCUGAUAAAAUAUCAAUCAUGAAGAGAAUAUCCGAGUAUGCGGCUGACAUUUUCUACAGCCGAUAUGGAGGAGGUCCAAGACUCACUGUGAAAGCCCUGUGUAAGGAGUGUGUUGUAGAACGCUGUCGUGUAUUGCGUCUGAAGAGCCAACUGAAUGAAGAUUACAAAACUGUAAAUAAUCUGCUGAAAGCAACUACGAAGGGCAGUGAUGGAUUUUGGGUGGGAAAAUCAUCCUUGCGGAGUUGGCGUCAGCUGGCUCUUGAACAGCUAGAUGAGCAAGAUGGUGACGCAGAGCAAAGCAAUGGGAAGAUGAACGGGAGCUCCUUCAGUAAAGAUGAAUCGAAGGAUGAAAGAAAAGAAGAGGAGGAGGAAUUAAAUUUUAACGAAGAUAUUUUGUGUCCUCACGGGGGGUUAAGUGUAUCUGAAAAUGAAAGAAGACUGGUUUCUCAAGAGGCUUGGAGGAAGCUGCAGCAGUACUUCCCAAAGGCCCCUGAGUUCCCCAGCUACAGAGAAUGCUGCUCACAGUGCAAGAUUCUAGAGCGAGAAGGGGAAGAAAAUGAAGCCUUACAUAAGAUGAUUGCAAAUGAGCAAAAGACUUCACUUCCAAAUUUGUUCCAGGACAAGAACAGACCAUGUCUCAGUAACUGGCCAGAGGGUACAGACGCCCUCUACAUUGUAUCACACUUCUUUUUAGAAGAAUGGCGGAAAUUCGUUAGAAAGCCUACAAGGUCUACACCUGUGUCGUCAGUUGGAAACGCUGCCCUUCUGUGUCCUCAUGGGGGACUCAUGUUUACAUUUCCUUCCCUCACCAAAGAAGACUCUAAACUCUGUCAACCUUUAGAGAGAAGAGAAGGAGGCUGGCCUACUGCAACACAUAAUAAUAUAGCUCUCAUAUGGCCCAGCGAGUGGCAAAUGAUUCAAAAGCUUUUUGUUGUGGAUAAAGUAAUUAAAAUUACAAGAAUUGAAGUGGGAGAUGUAAACCCUUCAGAAGCACAGUAUAUUUCUGAGCCUAAUCUCUGUCCAGACUGCAGAGAAGGCCUGCUGUGCCAGCAGCAGAGGGACCUACGCGAGUACACCCAAGCUACCAUUUAUGUCCACAAAGUUGUAGACAAUAAAAAGGUGAUGAAGGAUUCAGCUCCAGAGUUGAAUGUGAGUAGUUCUGAGACAGAGGAGGAUAAGGAAGAAGCUAAGCCAGAUGGAGAGAAAGAUCCCGACUUUAAUCAAAACAAUGGAGGUGCCAAACGGCAGAAGAUAUCCCAACAGACCUACAUUGCCUACCAGAAGCAGGUCAUCCGGCGGAGCAUGCGGCAUCGGAAAGUCCGUGGGGAGAAGGCGUUGCUGGUUUCUGCUAAUCAAACGUUAAAAGAAUUGAAAAUUCAGAUCAUGCAUGCAUUUUCAGUUGCUCCCUUUGACCAGAAUUUGUCAAUUGAUGGAAAGAUUUUAAGUGAUGACUGUGCCACCCUUGGUACCCUCGGCAUCAUUCCUGAAUCUGUCAUUUUACUAAAGGCUGAUGAACCAAUCGUAGACUACGCUGCAAUGGAUGAUGUCAUGCAAGUCUGUAUGCCAGAAGAAGGGUUUAAAGGUACGGGUCUGCUUGGACAUUAAUCUUUGACCACUUGCUGACUGCUAAGAAAUGACCAGAAGGGAAGAGGAAUUUGACAUGUUAGGGCAUUAAAUAAUAAAGAAAAGGUGGAUUUAAGAAUGAAACCAUUACCUGGCUCUUCCAAAAGGCAAAAAUACAUUCAAAAGUGACUGUCCCAAAUGCCUUAUGUCAAAUAAAGCAGAUUGCACUGAUGGACAUCAGACUUGAAGGAAAUGUUUCAGAUUUUCUAUUUAAGGGGGGUGGUGGGAGGGAGAGGGCAAGGAAGGACUGAGCAAGCUGGGUAGCAGUAAGAGGAAAUCAUGUUUACAUACGAGAUUUAUAGCCACGGGAGGGAGUAAAGUUCUGAUUGUUUUCUGACGGAGUGUCAUACCAGACGCCCUGGUCCAUAGCGGAUUUGUAUCACAGUACAUGGGACCGCAUCCUGCUCUGAACUCAAAAGUGAUUAUGUUUAGAGACGUGACCUGCUUACUGAUACCUGUCUUUGACUCAUACUCACCUUUCAAUAAAGCAUGAAAAUGAAGAACUUGCCGGCGUGGAAAGUGUCUUCAGAGCUCCAUCCCUCUCCAGGUCGGCUGCUGCCUUGCCCCCUGCUUGCAGCCUGGGUCCUUCAGUGCUGGGUAGAGGGGCACCUGUAUGCCUUCCUCAUCAAGCCAGGAAUGUGUUUCUAUUUGGGCUUCAAAGGUUUCCUGCCUCUGUGCGUGUCACAAACGAAAGGGGAAUGUUUAUUGCGUGUAUAGCAGUUCCUUCCAGUUCUGCUGUUACCCAAAUGCACAUUUGAAAAACAAGAUCACCUUGCCAGAAGACUGUAAGCCGGACAGAAGCCCGAUGUGAUAUGCAAGGUUUUUAUAGAAUUUGUUUUUUCCAUUCUCCAAGUCCAUUCUUUGGAUCUCAAUUCUCUUUGUGAAAGCGUUCUUCUGAUGUGCCCUGGCUUUGAAAAGUGGGGACAAAACAGUCUGUGACAGGGUGUGCUGUCUUCUCCAACUCAGGAUUACUGUUAGUAGCAACUAAUAGUCAAAGCAGAGUUCUUAGGACUAGGGAAAGGGUUUUUAAUGGAACUUCAGACUGGAGUUUUGGUUUUUUUUCUUGCUGUCUUCUCCGUUGACUGUGUAUGUAUAUGUUUGUGGCUGAGAUGCUGAUGCAGGCAUUUCUGUUACAUAUUUUUGACCUCAAGUUUGUGCCAGGCUUUUUUUUUUUUUAAAUCUGCACUUAAAUAAUGGAUAAGAGAGGCCAAUUUCGACUUGAGAGCCAGUAACUUUAGCAGCAUCUUUUGAAUAGCUUUAUAACAGAAUACUUAGAGCUGUUUGGUCAGAGUCUGGUGUAGCGUCUGUGUUUGCACUGUAUUGAGGUUUGUGUGCUGGAGGAGGUGGAGUUUAAUGAGCCGGUGCAGGGGAGGGAGCGCUGUACACCUUCCUCAAAAACCACCCUAGGAGCAGGAGGGAGUGCUGUUCUGCCUUGGAUGGGCACAGGGACUUGAAGUCACCCUGAUUUCCAGAUCUGUCAUGUACUGAGCCUCACACAAAGGAGCUCACUCUUUCCCAAGGCCAAGGUACAUAAAAGUUCACUAAGAGUUUCCUUACAAAGAAGCCCAGGGAUUGUGGCAAAGCACUUGCCCAGCACAAAGCACUGGUUGAACCUCAGCACCAUUAAAAAAGGGGAAAAAAUAGCCAGGCUUGGUGGCGCACGCCUUUAAUCCCAGCACUCGGAAGGCAGAGGCAGGCGGAUCUCUGUGAGUUCAAGGCCAGCCUGGUCUACAUAGUGAGUUCCAGGACAGCUGGGGCUACAGGGAGACGCUGCUUCAAAAAGACAAAUAAAUGAAUAAACAAAAAGGGGGGAAAAAGGCAGUACAAAGAGCCUUACUGGCCACGCGUGAGGGUUUUUCUUCAGAGGCUUGAUAUAAACAAGCCAAUAUUUCUAGAAAUCUGAUUGUUCCAAGCUGCAGUUGAUGCCACUUUUAAAGUUUGUUACUUGGGUGUCCUUAUUUUCUUUACAUAAUGAUAAAAAUGAUAACCUUUAAAUCUUCCAAGCUGGUACCUUUGCCCUAUGGGAUGCAGGUGGGUUGGGCCCAGAAUAAGCAAAGGGGAUGGCCCCUCUUCCACCCUGACAACCGUCCUGAGUCUUCCAGUGCCACUCAAACUGCAAAGCUGUUUUGGAACUGCAGGAGCUCAGAGCAGCAGAGCCCACAGCCACUUCUAUGCACAGAGAAGCUUGGGUCCCUGAGCUUGGGCUUCUUUUCGACCUGCAGAUGACAAGGCAAAUGACAUUGAAUGUGCUUGUGUACUUAAUGGCUGCUGUGUUCCUAUUUACUGCAUAUGGUGUCCAAUAGUCUUCUGGGCUGGGGCUACCUUAAAUAGACUAUUCUGGGUCCCAAUGUUGUGUGUGUGUGUGUAUGUGUGUCCAUGUAUACACUUUGCAUUAAUCCAUAUUUUGAAGCUUCCCCUUUGUGUAUAUUUUUCUUUUUCAAGACAAGGUCUUGUAUAACCAAGGCUGGCCUCAUACUAUGUAGCCAAGGAUAACCUUGAACUUCUGGUCUUCCUAUCACCGCUUCCCAGCCACUAUGGCAGGUGCUGAGGCUCAAAUCCAGGGCUUCGAGCAUGCUAGAUAAGCAUUCUGCUUACUGACCUCCAUCCUCAGCUCUCCUCUGUAUAUUUUUGAUCAUUCUUUAAUCUCAAGCAAAUGUGUAGAGUCCCCAUAUUCUGAAAAAAUAAUAAUUGCCAUUACUGGACAUAUAGGCUGUGAUUUAAUGUCUUCGUUUCCCCAGGGAAAACUUUCUUUUCUGUAUUUAUGAACUUUAUUGUUUAGAAUCACUGUUACUUUUCUGCCAAAUUAAAGACGUGUGUCUCUUUGUUUCCACA
Molecule: messenger RNA, 6610 nt
Organism: Nannospalax galili (Upper Galilee mountains blind mole rat)
Lineage: Eukaryota; Metazoa; Chordata; Mammalia; Rodentia; Spalacidae
Gene: Usp48
Product: ubiquitin specific peptidase 48
Exons: 28
Coding region: 596-3760 (1054 amino acids)
Biological process (GO): protein deubiquitination
Cellular component (GO): cytosol; nucleus
Molecular function (GO): protein binding; cysteine-type deubiquitinase activity; cysteine-type endopeptidase activity
Source: RefSeq, a predicted model, not a curated record